Molecule: messenger RNA, 1324 nt
Organism: Alosa sapidissima (American shad)
Lineage: Eukaryota; Metazoa; Chordata; Actinopteri; Clupeiformes; Clupeidae
Product: gastrula zinc finger protein XlCGF7.1-like
Exons: 5
Coding region: 286-1191 (301 amino acids)
Cellular component (GO): nucleus
Source: RefSeq, a predicted model, not a curated record
AGCCAGCUCAAGGAGCCGAGUCCACUGCUGUCAUCCGAUGAAGAAAAUCCACUGGUCCCGUCUAAUGCUAAAAGUCAGCUAGUCUUGUUUGAUGGUCAGCCCUCUCAGUUGCUGGUCUGGACCGACUGUCAGGAUCCAGUCUCUGGGAUUAAAGAGGAAGAGGGCAGUGAUAGAGAUGAAGAUUACAGACAAUCUGUAGAGGGAACUGAUCCUAGAACAGAACAGACCAUUUCUUCAGCUGCAGACAUUAAACCUGAACUGCUGCAGGUACAAGAGAAGUCAAACAUGGCUCCAGUCCUGUGUUCCAAAACAGAUCUGUCCCCUUCAGACCAACAAGCUCUGGUCCAGUUAAGGACUGUGUCCGUGGUGCUGGUGGACUGUUGUAGAACACUGGGCCAGCAAAAGACAGACGACAGCAACAGAAAGCAGCCCAACACUCAAGCAUCAUCUCUCUCAUCCUCGGAGACCCCAGCAUUCCCCUCCAUGUCACAUACAGAGACAGAGAAAUCCAAAAAACACUCCUGUUCUGUGUGUGGUAGAAACUUCCACUUCCGGUCUCAGCUCAGGAAACAUCAUUAUGUCCACACAGGUAGGAGGCCACACUCCUGCUCCUUGUGUGGUAUGGAAUUCACUUCACUUCAAGAUCUCAAAAGGCAUAAGCGGAUUCACUCAAGAGAAAGGCCUUACUCAUGCCCCCAGUGUGGCAAGAGUUUUCUGCGACGAGUCCAUCUGAAAGUCCAUCAGCACAUUCACACAGGAGAGAGGCCAUUCCUGUGCACUGACUGUGGUAAGAAGUUUACCUAUGAAGGAGAUCUCAGAAAACACCAGCGCAUUCACACAGGAACAAAGCCAUUCCAGUGCACUGAUUGUAGUCAGAGGUUUACUUACAACGGAGAUCUCAAAAGGCAUCAGCAGAUUCACACAGGGGAGAGGCCGUACCACUGCGAUCAGUGUGGCAAGAGCUUCACUCGAGGGGACAGUCUUAAAAUACACCAGCGCAUUCACACAGGAGAGAGGCCAUUCCUGUGCACUGACUGUGGUAAGAAGUUUAUCUGUGAAGGAAAUCUCAAAAGGCACCAACGCAUUCACACAGCAGAGAGGCCACAUUUUUGCACUCAGUGUGGCCAGAGUUAUUCUUCUCUUCAUUGUCUAAAAAAACACCAGAAUAAACAUUUCGGACAGAAUAUGUAGACUUGCCGUGAGAUAUACUAUUUCAAGUUCUGUGUUCCAGUUUUUCAACAGUUAUGUUUCUCCAUGUGUGUAGUCUGAUGUUUCUAUUAAAAGGUUCGAUUCCCGGCCCGUGGUCCUUUCCGGAUCCUAUCCU